UGAAACAAAAACGAAAUUUGUAAAAUAGUUUUUUUUUCUCUGAAAAGAAAUCGACAUUUGCAUUUGCAAUUGCAAUUUGCAAUUCUUCUCUUCCUUACGUCUCACUCAAAAUAUUGCUCUAAGUAAUAAGAAUAAUGUUUUGUUAAUGGUGUGUAGAGAGAUAUCUCAGCUCUCAAGUGGGUGAGUGAGAUCCAUCAAACCCGAAAGUGGGUUCGCAUCUCUAUAAACAAACAUAGAAUUCAUUCAAUUUUAUCAAAUCGAAGCGUACCCAUAUUUAAAAAGCCACCCUUUGCUCUUUGUUCUUUGUUCUUGGGAUAGUGGGUGGGGCUAGUUAUUUAACGCCCAUACUAUCCACCAUUAUUACAUCUAUGUUUGGAGGUCAAGUGAUAGCGCCAAACAAUAGCCCACAUUUGAGGAAGUCUGGUAGCCGACCUGUUGUCUUUGAUCUUGUUGGUGAUCAGGGAAAUGGUUCAGAGGAAGGUUUCUUGCAUUCAAUAGAGUCAAACGAAAUGAAGAGUGUGAUUACACCAAUAACUACGGUUGCAAUAAUGCCAUCUCCAGUGUUGUUAUGGAGAUUCAAGGUACUAUUGUUCUUUCUUUGGGGUUUCAUUUGCUGCAAGAUUGGAUGGGAUUCUGUCAUGAGGAUGAGUGCAGAUCUGCGGGACCUUUUCUUAUACGAGGCAUUUUUGUAUUAUAACCCUCUUCUUCUUGUGACUAUGAUGGUUUGGCUUUGGGGAGUUAAUUUAUGGGUUUUUGCCCAGUCUACUGUCAGUUAUGCAAAAGUUUUUGAUCUUGAUCAAAAUCAUCUUACUCAUAGAGAGAUAUGGAAGGUAGCCACAUGGAUGACUAUCAUUGUUCCAACUAGCAUGACAGCAUAUCUGUAUCUUUAUUCUCAUGGAGAAGUAUCAUUGGCGGCAUCACAACCAGUUCUCUUAUACUUUGCCGUUUUGAUGGUCUUGAUAUUUCCCUUUGAUAUUUUUUAUUUGUCAUCCCGCUACUACUUGUUAAGGACUCUUUGGCGGAUAGUUUUCCCACUACAGGCAAUUACAUUUUCUGACUUUUUCUUGGCUGAUAUUUUGACCUCCAUGUCAAAGGUAUUUUCAGAUUUGGAGCGUUCAGUGUGCCGAAUGGUCCAUCGGCAGGUUGCCACUAUUGCAUGGUUUGAAGCUGAUUCUGUUUGUGGGAGUCACUCUGUUGCAAUACCUUUAAUUCUUGUUUUACCUUACAUUUUUCGAUUGUUCCAAUGUCUUCGACAAUACAAGGAUACUAGGGAGAAAACAUCUCUCUUUAAUGCUUUAAAAUAUUCGACGGCGGUGCCAGUGAUUUUUCUUUCAGCCCUGAAAUAUCAUGUCUUCCCUGAUAGGUGGACAAGUUUUUACCGGCCUCUAUGGCUGCUAUCAAGUGUUUUGAACUCGUUGUAUUCGUUCUACUGGGAUGUGACACGGGAUUGGGACUUGAGCUGCUUCACUCGAGUUUUCAAAUUCAACAAACCAAAUGUCUGCUCAUAUAUACUAUAUGGACGAAAAUGGGUAUACUUUUGGGUGAUAGGAAGUAAUUUGAUUCUGCGUUGUACAUGGACAUACAAGCUGUCUGCCCAUCUCCGUCACAACUAUCUUACUGUGUUUGCAAUUACUGCCUUGGAGAUGGUUCGCCGCUUCCAGUGGGUAUUCUUUCGUGUGGAAAAUGAGUGGAAUAAGAUGACUUCCAAGUCGAGUAUUCAGCUCCAGAUGAAUGAAAUCUCAAGCGAGGAAGCCAAGUUACUAGUUCCCAGUGACCAUAAUGUAUAGACAACAAAUGAUUAUUUAUCUUGCCAAGAGCAUCAUGGAGGUCUUGAAUGGUUUCCUCCAAUUUCUUUUUUGCAGGACAGGGUUUAUUAGUUCCAUUUUUAGUUUUCAAUUCAUAUCAUUUUUUUUUGUUUUCUUGUUCAUAGAGGUUUAGGCUGUCCAAACUUAACAAUGGUAGAUAUUAAUCUGAUCAUACUAUGCUUUCAAUGUA
Messenger RNA from Ricinus communis (castor bean), 1995 nucleotides. RefSeq names its product SPX and EXS domain-containing protein 1. The transcript is spliced from 14 exons. Lineage: Eukaryota; Viridiplantae; Streptophyta; Magnoliopsida; Malpighiales; Euphorbiaceae. Gene Ontology annotation, cellular component: membrane; cytoplasm. The record is from RefSeq and is a predicted model, not a curated record. The coding region runs from base 369 to 1787 and encodes 472 amino acids.